Molecule: messenger RNA, 582 nt
Organism: Botrytis porri
Lineage: Eukaryota; Fungi; Ascomycota; Leotiomycetes; Helotiales; Sclerotiniaceae
Exons: 1
Coding region: 1-582 (193 amino acids)
Source: RefSeq, a predicted model, not a curated record
AUGAACUAUUUGAAAAUUUCUUUAGACAAGUACGAUGCCGAAGUCCCUGAGUUAAAGCGAAUACUUCAGACAAAUGUCGAAACGAUCGACCGUCUCACCCAGGAUCUAGAAAACACAAAGUUUGAGUUGAAUUCGAGUACCGAGAAAGUUACCAUGCUUGAAGCCGAGAAUUCUACUGCGAACAUCGAAUUAAAGAAACUUCGACCUGUACACAUAGAUCUCGGUGCUUUAAGGACAAACCAUGCCGAUCUUCAAAAAACGCGUGGUCGAGAAUUGGAAGAAUGUACAGAACAUACCAAUCAGAUCGCAUAUCUCACCAAAAUCAAUUCCGCACUCAAGACCGAGCUUUUCGAGGUCAAUUCAAGUUACAAAAAGCUACUAAUGUCGACCCUUCAAACUCGGAGAAGUGGGAGAUGUCUGAAGCUAUUGAAAAGUCAAAUUACUGACGACUCUCUUACUAUUUACCCCAAGUCUACAUCUCACCAUCCAGAUCAUUCUCGCAGUAGCAAUUCCAAACCAGAAGAUCCUUGGAAGACAUUGUUGACAUCACAACUUGUCGCCAUGCGGAACUUACAGCCUUGA